This is a messenger RNA of Cotesia glomerata, 3812 nucleotides long. Its product is annotated as Golgi-associated plant pathogenesis-related protein 1-like. The record is from RefSeq and is a predicted model, not a curated record. Gene Ontology annotation, cellular component: extracellular region. Bases 342 to 3518 code for a protein of 1058 amino acids. The transcript has 3 exons. Gene Ontology annotation, molecular function: catalytic activity. Lineage: Eukaryota; Metazoa; Arthropoda; Insecta; Hymenoptera; Braconidae.
UUGCAUCUUGAGAAGUUAAGAGUAGAGUAAUUCUCAUUACCUCAAACGCUUCUCAUUAUAAGGCGUGAUCUUGUGAAAAAAGUUUUAUAAACAUUUUGGAUCUAUUUUCUGAUUCUAGAUUCUACUGAGUCGUCCAAUAAAUAUCUAUUAUGAUGUUAGUGACUUUGAAACAAACUGGUGGGAUAGUGAGUUUAUUACAGAAUGUUUGUGUUGGCACAAUGUUUAUCGACAGAGGCAUAAUUCUCGGCCAUUAACAAUGGCACCGCAGAAGAAAUAACGUCUUAUUCCUUGGAUUAAGUGAAUCUUCUUCAGAUUCUUCGUCGGAGCGACUAACAGAUGAUAUGAAACGAGUGCAGAAUAUCUGUAACAGUCUGGCAAAUAAUGUUGGGUUUUUAUCCUGCUCCAGAAUUGAUCAUAUCAUCUCUAAUUCUGGAGAAAAAGAAGAAAUCAAUUCCUACACUUCCGAUAAACCUUUCGAUUGUGCAAGACCGCACAGAACUACAGAGGAAGGAGCAGAAACUAGUCCGUCAACAACUUCUGGAGAGGACAGCAGCUGGGGAGAAGAAUUUGAGGAUUGUCACUCGAAAUGGUCAACCGACCAUAGUUCAGGAUCGUCGAACUAUUUCAGCGUCGACUCCGAGAAUAACAACAGCCUAAACCUUAGAUCUUCAGGCCUAACAUUAUACUAUCAGAAUGUUAGGGGAUUAAAUUCUAAGCUGGAUCAAAUUUAUAGUAAAAGUUUUAUGGCUGAGUAUGACCUUUUUGCUUUCUCUGAGACAUGGCUUAAAUCUGGUGUUUUUGAUAAUGAAAUUUUUAAUAAUAAUUAUUCUGUUUUUAGAUGUGAUAGACGGGAGGAGUUCAGGAGGUCGGGUGGAGGUGUACUAAUUGCCUGCAGGAAUUCUCUUAAUGUAGCACCUUUAAAGUUUAAUAAUAUCCUUAAAGAAUUUCUCCAGAUUGAGAUAGUAGGUAUUCAAAUCAUUAAUCAUGGUCUUAAAAUUCACUUAGUGACUAUAUAUAUUCCACCUGAUCUGCCUGCACAAAUCUAUUCUGACAUCCUUGAGCUUCUCUCGUCUGACCCUGUCAUGGAUGCUGGAGCACUGGUACUUUUGGGUGAUUUCAAUUCUCCGUAUUUUUCUGACUCUCUUAAUGGUGGUCUGGAUAUGAAGGCUGACAUACUCAUUAAUUUCUCCCUACUAAACAAUUUAAAUCAGUUCAAUGAUGUUUUGAACAUCAAUGGUAGAAUACUUGACUUAGUGUUUUCAUCGGUGGAUUGCUUAGUUGUGGAGGAACAAUCGCCUGUGGUAAAACUUGAUACUUAUCAUCCGGCGUUGAGGAUACUUGUCUCUGCUAACGUGGUAAGAAAUAGAUACCCUCUGAAAAAGGCGCUAGGUAAUUAUAAUUUUCAUAAAAUGGACAGAUUGCGUCUUAUAUCGGAACUUGAACUUAUAAGUUGGGAACCAUUACACGAUCUUCAUUCUCCGAAUGAAAAAUGUAAAUAUCUUUACAAUAGUUUAGAUUCGGCAUUCUCUAAAUCUAUACCUAGCAUUACUAAUCUAACAUACAGGCCAUCCAAAUAUCCUCCUUGGUUUACCUCUGACAUCAUUAAUGACUGUAAGGCCAAAGAACAAUCUCGUCGUAAACUUAAUAUGGAUAAAUCUUAUAACAACUCUCAACAAUAUAAGCAUUUCAGAAAAACUCUAAAAGUAAAAAUUAAAUCAGCAUAUAAUAAUUACAUAAAACGUACUGAGGAUAAACUAAUUUCGGAUCCCAAGUCAUUUUGGAAUUAUAUUAAGUCUAAAAAAAAUUGCAGUCAAUUUCCCAGUAGCUUUUUAUUAGAUGGUAUCUAUGUAGAUGAUUCUGAAAUAAUUGCUAACUCUUUUGCCAAAUUUUUCAGUAGUGUAUAUGAAAAAUUUGAUGAUGAUGUGUUCUCCUAUCUUACAGUCAAUAACAGAGUACUUUUGGGUGGUAUUGAGUUACCUACUGAGCUUGAUAUAAUGCGGUGUAUAAAUAAACUUCCCAAUAAAAUGUCAUCGGGACUAGAUGGUAUCCCUUGUAAAGUAGUAAAGGAUUGUUCCAGUGCAUUAAUCCUACCUCUAAAAAUUAUCUUCCAUGUCUGUCUUACUAAGGGUAUUUUUCCUGACAUGUGGAAAACUUCCAAAGUAUGUCCAAUUCACAAAUCCGGGGAUAAGUCACUUAUUGAUAAUUACAGACCUGUCUCAAUCAUACCUGCAUUUGCUAGGAUUUUUGAAAUGAUUUUAUAUGAACAUUUACUUUCAUACUUUACUCCAUAUAUUACACCUUCACAACAUGGCUUUCUGAAGAGAAGGUCUGUGGUAACGAAUCUGCUUCCAUACACUCAAUUUAUUUCAGAUAAUAUUUCGAAUGGGAAACAGGUUGAUGUUAUACACACGGACUUCUCUGAAGCCUUUGAUAAGGUGGAUAUUCAUAUACUUAUUGACAAAUUAGUAGAUCUUGGCAUCCCUGGACAGCUAGUCAACUUAAUGAUAUCAUAUCUCUCAAAUAGAAAAAAUUAUGUACUUUUUAAUGGUUAUCUAUCUCAUGUAUUCUAUUCAACGUCUGGAGUUCCGCAAGGAUCUAAUCUUGGUCCGUUAUUGUUUAUUAUAUUUAUUAAUGACGUUGGAUUCUUGCUAUCGGUUUACAUUGAUCUAUUUGCUGAUGAUGCCAAGAUCUAUCAUGUCAUACGCAAUUCCAAUGAUUGUGAAUUCUUACAAUAUAAUCUGAAUAUAUUUGCCAGUUGGUGUAUGGAUAAUAAACUUUUUCUAAACAAGACUAAGUGUAAAAUAAUAUCAUUUCACAAAUCUAACUGUUCAAUUUUAUUUGAUUACACUAUUGACAGCAAGACUUUAGAUAGGGUCCAAACAGUUAAUGAUCUAGGCAUAACUUUUGACUACCAGUUAACUUUCUAUGAUCAUUACACAAAUCUUGUACGUUCAACGACUAAAAUUCUCGGUUUUGUGAUUCGGUCUUCCAAAAAAUUUAAGAACCUGAAUGCCGUUAAAGCCCUUUAUAUAUCACUUGUUAGAUCAAGAUUAGAAUAUGCAUCUGUAGUGUGGUCACCAACUUAUAAAAAGCAAAUCAGUCUCAUUGAAAAAGUCCAGAGAAAAUUCGUCAAAUACUUUUUAUUUAAAAAAUAUGGAGUUCAUCCUGAUAGGGGAAAUGAUUACCUGGCCAUGUGUGCAGAGACAAAUCUUUUAACGUUGGAAGAAAGAAGGAUCUGUGCUUCUGUACUUAUUAUGACGAGCAUUCUGUCUAAUAAUAUAGAAUGUCCCAGAUUCCUUGAAAUUAUACCUAUACAAGUACCUCAAAGAUUACUACGCUCUGAUCAGCCUUUCUAUCCACCAAAAAUUAAAAAUAAUUUCACUUCAUCAUCACCAUUAUAUAGAAUGAUUGAUGCAUGUAACACUAUUGUACGUCAAAGUAAUAAUUUUGACCUGCUUGAGUCUUCUUCAUCAAUUAGUCCCAGUGCCCUUGCAUCACUGGUAGUUAACACUAGAUGAAAAUAGUAUCACUAAAACAAUUAGGUUUGUAAAUUAUAUCUUUAUAUUAAUAAUAAUGUAAAUUAUAUCUUAUAUUAUGUAAUAAUUUCAUCCAGCAUUAGUGUAUUAAUGUAUUAAAAUUUCUUUAAAAUUCUAUGUAAGUUUCUGUUAUUAUUGAAUAACUCAAUAAUUGUUAAGUAUUUUGCUAACCGUUAACGCGCCUCUUGUAUUACAUAUUGUAAAUCAGAAUUCUCUGUAAUUGGCCUUCGGGCUGUUGAGAUGUUUUCAAGUAAUAAAUAAAUAAAUAAAUAAAUA